AUGGAAUAUAAUUUUAACAAAAGCGUCGAUUUUGUUUAUAACAAUAAGAAUGUUAAACAGGAAAUUUUAAGUAGUGGUGAGAAAAAGAAGAAGAAGAAGAAAGAAGAACUCGAUUUUGGUUUUGUAGAUGACACUAUUUCAUCUAAAAAAUUCAAGAAGAAAAACCAUACUUUUCAUCAACACGAGAAAAGUAGUGACAAAUCAGAACUCUCAACCGACUUAUUUGAAAAUAAGAAGAAGGAAAAGAAGAAAAAUGAACAUAAUACAUCAAUUGUAACCUCUUCUGAAAAACAUUCAGCUGAUGAAAAACUUACAGGUAAGAAGAAAAAGGAAAAAGUGUAUGAUGAGCCUUUAGAGAUUAAACAGGAAAUUCUAAGUAGUGAUGAGAAAAAGAAAGAACUCGAUUUUGGUUUGGAAGGUGAGGAGAUUACUCCAUCUAAAAAAUUCAAGAAAAAAAACUAUGACUUUGAUAAACACAAGAAAAGAAGUGACAAAUCAGAACUCUCAACCGUCUUAUUUGAAAAUAAGAAGGAAAAGAAGAAAAAAGAACAUAAUACAUCAUUUAAGGAAAAGAAGAAAAAAGAACAUAAUACAUCAUUUGUAACCUCUUCUGAAGAACAUUCAGCUGAUGAAAAACUUAAAGAUAAGAAAGAAAAGGAAAAGCAUUUAGAGCCUUUAGAAAUUAAACAGGAAAUUCUAAGUAGUGGUGAGAAAAAGAAGAAGAAGAAGAAGAAGAAGAAAGAACUCAAUUUUGAUUCGGAAGAUAAGGAGAUUAUUCCUUCUAAAAAAUUCAAGAAAAAAAAACAUGAUUUUGAUAUACACAAGAAAAGUAGUGACAAUUUAGAACUCUCAACCGACUUAUUUGAAAAUAAGAAGGAAAAGAAGAAAAAAGAACAUAAUACAUCAUUUGUAACCUCUUCUGAACAACAUUCAACUGAUGAAAAACGUAAAGAUAAGAAGAAAAAGGAAAAACGGUAUGAUGAGCCUUUAGAGAUUAAACAGGAAAUUCUAAGUAGUGGUGAGAAAAAGAAAGAACUCGAAUUUGGUUUGGAAGGUGAGGAGAUUACUCCAUCUAAAAAAUUCAAGAAAAAAAAACAUGACUUUGAUAAACACAAGAAAAGUAGUGACAAAUCAGAACUCUCAACCGACUUAUUUGAAAAUAAGAAGGAAAAGAAGAAAAAAGAACAUAAUACAUCAUUUGUAAUAUCUUCUGAAGAACAUUCAGCUGAUGAAAAACUUAAAGAUAAGAAGAAAAAGGAAAAACGAUAUGAUGAGCCUUUAGAAGAGGGUACAAAAGAUCACAAGAAAAAACUUAAGAAGAAAAAAGAAGUUUAUGAUGUAGAGAUGGAGGAAACGGAUAAAGUCCCUACUGAUAAAAUUACCAAAGAGUGUUUUACUGAAGGUUAUGAAGAAGAAGAGCCUAAAAAGAAAAAGAAGAAAAAACGACAUCGCGUUGAUAGUGAAAUGUUAACUGAUUAUUCUAUAAUUAAUGAAAAUUUAAACGAUACGGAAAUUUUUACACCUGAAAAAGUUAAACAUAAAAAGAGAAAGCAUUCAAGUAAUGAAACUAGUGACAUUAAUACAGAAACUGAAGUUCACAAGAAGAAGAAGAAACACAAACAUGACAAAAAACAUAAAUAUCACGAACUACCAAUUGAAAUUUGUCAAACUAAAAGUGAUUCUUUGGAAGAUGCAAAGAAAUUUGAUCAGAAAUCAGAGACGCUUUCGGAGGAAAUUUCUGAAACAACUGCGCUCUUUCAAAAAUCGCAUAAAAAAUUUAAAAAUUCCGAAUUUGAUGUUUCUGAUAGCGCUGUUAAAAAUUCAGAAGAUGAAGAUCCCAAACCCAAAAAAGCGAAACCUCAAUUACCUGCUGAAGAUGUGAACACUGAAAACACAUCUUUAGAUAAUUUACUGCUGAAUGAUUCUAAAGAUUUGGAAAAAUUGGUUAAGCUCUCUGAAAAGAAAAAAGUUACGUCUGAGUCGAGAAAUUUUGAAGAAAUUUGUAAUGGAUUAGAAAAUUUUCGGGAAUCGCAUGAAAGUCUUAAAAAUAAUUCAUCUGAUUCCGCAUUUGAAGUUUCUGAUAGUGUAUUUGAAAAUAAAAAAUCUAAACACCAAAGGGAGAAAUCCAACCUUGACGCUAAAAUACAAACACUUAUUUCAGAAAACAAUUUUAAAACUGAUGACUCUGAAGAAAAAUCUGUAACAAGUGGGUUGUCUUUACAAAGCCGUGAAUCUGUUUUCUGCACUCCAGAUUUCUAUUUUGAGGAUAUUUUGGAAAAGGAUAAAAAUGAAUUGAGCUACGAAGAACGUCAGAGACUGAAAAAUUUCAAUGUGCUUUUGCCAUGGCCAGCUCAUCCGCUACACUGUAUAGAAACUCGGGUAGCUAAAGGCCCAUCCGACAAGCAGUGGAAGGAAAUUAACGCCUUGAAAAUCAAAAUAAAACGCGGAAUUUUUAAUAAAUCAGAAGACGAGAUUAUUAGGAGAAAUUGGGAAGAGUUUUGUAAACUCCACGACAUGCCCUUAAACCCAAAAUACUUUUUACGUUGUAAAACUUCAGAAGGGAAAGUUCUUAUGCCAAUAAAAGAAAAAGUAAGAUUUGUUCAAUUUUUAGCACACGAUCUACCGAAUCGUUUAUUACACACUGUCUACAUGAGGUUUCAGAGAAUAUUUUUCCCAAAAGAGCUCAAAACUGGAAGGUUUACGCCAGAAGAAGAUAAUAUUAUUUUGCAAUAUUUAAAGACAUCCAGAUCGCAAACACCAUACGCGGAUUUAGCGAAAAUUUUAAAUCGGGACAACUUCUCGAUUGAGAAAAGACACAGAAAAUUAAAAUAUACCCUUGAAGGCAAUUUUAGGGUCAAAUGGAAUUCCGAACAGAUAGCAAAUUUUAUGCAACAUUUGCUUGAUGUUACAAAAGUCGAGAGUGUCGAACAAUUGGAACAUAGGAAUAUCACUUCUGAGGAGUGGAAGGAAAUGUCUACAAGGUUAAACAUACCAACUAUAAGGUUGCGACCUGCAUGGCUUAUUAAAAUACACCCUCGCAUUUUUAUCAAUCACACUGUUAGUUCGAACGAUAUUAAGCAGCUUUUAGUUGACGUAUUGAUUGAAAAGGGGAAAAGUGAUUGGAGAGACGUUAAUUGGCAAGAAAUUGCUGAAGAAUUUGACGGUUUCACUGGCCUAGCGUUGAAUAAAAUGAUGAGGGAUAUUGUUCAAACUCAUAUUCCUGUAAAUAAACGAAGUGAUUUAGGAGAAUGUUUAAAGUGCUUGGCGAACCAAAGAUAUGCAAUGGGGCGCAAAAUACGAAAAAUAGAUAUUAUAGAAAUAGACGUUAGAAAUUAAAUAAAGUUUAACAUUUC
Messenger RNA from Tribolium madens (black flour beetle), 3353 nucleotides. RefSeq lists its product as uncharacterized. Gene Ontology annotation, cellular component: nucleus. Gene Ontology annotation, biological process: regulation of transcription by RNA polymerase II. The record is from RefSeq and is a predicted model, not a curated record. Lineage: Eukaryota; Metazoa; Arthropoda; Insecta; Coleoptera; Tenebrionidae. The transcript is spliced from 7 exons. Gene Ontology annotation, molecular function: RNA polymerase II cis-regulatory region sequence-specific DNA binding; DNA-binding transcription factor activity, RNA polymerase II-specific. Bases 1 to 3336 code for a protein of 1111 amino acids.